Cucurbita pepo subsp. pepo (vegetable marrow) is the source of this 606-nucleotide messenger RNA. RefSeq names its product ethylene-responsive transcription factor ERF003-like. Gene Ontology annotation, biological process: regulation of DNA-templated transcription. Gene Ontology annotation, molecular function: DNA-binding transcription factor activity; DNA binding. The record is from RefSeq and is a predicted model, not a curated record. NCBI's taxonomy places the organism in Eukaryota, Viridiplantae, Streptophyta, Magnoliopsida, Cucurbitales, Cucurbitaceae.
UCCACCAUUGCACCUCCUCUUCAACCUCCUCCUCCUUCUCCGACGACCGCCAUGGCCCGACCUCAACAACGGUACCGGGGUGUUCGCCAACGACAUUGGGGCUCUUGGGUCUCCGAAAUUCGCCACCCUCUAUUAAAGACGAGAAUAUGGUUGGGGACGUUCGAGACGGCGGAGGAUGCAGCCCGAGCCUACGACGAGGCAGCGAGGUUGAUGUGCGGCCCCAAAGCUAGAACUAACUUCCAACUCAAUCUCAACGAUCAACCCUCCUUUUCUUCUUCCUCCAACCUUCUCUCACCGGCGCUCAUAGCCAAACUACACAAAUGCCAUUUAGCCUCACUCCAAAUCGCCAAAAAACACAUCCAUAAGCAACACCCUGGGUUCGACCCGAACGGCGGUCCUCCACCGAGCAUUUCCAGAACCACCACCGGCCCGUGGCCACCGGAAGAAACAUGGGUCUACUCCGACGAAGCCCAAAUGGAGAUCAACAACAACGACAACAACAUUCAUCGUCAGCAAUGCCUUCAACCUCUUGAAGACGAUCACAUUGAACAAAUGAUACAAGAGUUGCUAGAUCUCGGACCGUUUGAAAUCAUUACAUAGCUCCAA